Molecule: messenger RNA, 1776 nt
Organism: Cordyceps fumosorosea ARSEF 2679
Lineage: Eukaryota; Fungi; Ascomycota; Sordariomycetes; Hypocreales; Cordycipitaceae
Exons: 2
Coding region: 1-1776 (591 amino acids)
Biological process (GO): protein localization to phagophore assembly site; endoplasmic reticulum to Golgi vesicle-mediated transport
Cellular component (GO): TRAPPIII protein complex; cytoplasmic vesicle; phagophore assembly site
Source: RefSeq, a predicted model, not a curated record
AUGGCGCAACCACGACGCGAUGUGCCGCCUGUGCAACCCCUUAAGGCAUUCCCGACCGCGGCCUCUGUGAUUCAGGUACCGAAGAGGGGACAAGUCAUACCGGCGGGCGACCCCCUUUCCAUGUCACAAGGCGACGUUUCGCUGCCCUUUCGUCGGAGCAACCCCUCGGCUGCCUCCCUCUACGCCUCAACGCUCUCGCCGCCCGGCUCCCGAUCGAUGUCACCGUCCGGCCGCGGCUCGCCUUCGCAAUACCUCGCCAACACUGUCUUUGACGUAAGCCAAGGACGCGGUCUCCCCGAAAACGCCAGCGACAGCCCUGGAGAGCCUCUGAACCUGGUCUUGAGAGCCUUUGUCCCGCAUGUGGCUGUGUACCCGUCAGCGGAUACCGAAGCUCUCGUUCGCGAAAAGGGGUUCAAGAAUGGCCUGUGUGAACUGCUUCGGCCCUUCGGCGAGAGAAUAAACGGCAAGGUGAAUGUGCGAGAUAGCAAUGGCGUCAGCCGCAUAGCCGAGGACUUCUCCAUUCGCUUUACAAACCAAAGCGCUGAGACAGACGACGACAGCAUCCCACUGCCACGCAGUGAUUGGAUGACUGCGGCAGAAGAACUUUACGACAUUAAACGCAGCGAAGAUGACGAAGACUUUGACGAUCCAUCCCAGUACAUAUUCGAGUCUGAUGCAACUGCAAUUCGCACAUUCGUCAAAGAAAUGGUUACACAAUCCAUUGUACCCACAAUGGAAAGACACAUGUCUGUGUGGAAUGAUCAAGUUGCAUCACGGCGUAGAGGAAUUACCGGCAAGUUCAUGAACCUGUCACGCAAAUGGACUGGAUUUGGUGGCGGAGGUCGAACCUCUGUCGGCGGUGGUGCCAGUAGCAAGGACAUGUACGACCCUGCCGGAUUCUAUCACGCGACCGCUGCGGAAGCCAUCAUGCGAAAACUGGCCGACUUUGCCUUUAUGCUGCGAGACUGGAAGCUUGCUUACUCAACAUACGAUCUUUUGCGACCGGAUUUCAGCGAAGCAAAGGCUUGGAAAUACUACGCUGCGGCGAAUGAAAUGGCUGCAAUUAGUAUGCUCAUGAUGCCCCAGCAGCUGACCUCGAAAACCCGAUCAGAAACCAUCGAUCAGAUGCUCGAGUCAGCAUUCUACUCAUAUCAGACUAGAUGUAGCAGCCCAUAUGGUGCCUUGCGAAGCCUCACACUCGGCCUUGAGCUCUUACGUCUGAGGGGAGGCUCAAACGUCGACGAUGCUGGAAGAUGGGGGCUGCGCCUGCUCGAGUCCCGCAUCCCCGGCAGGGUGGGCGACGCUCUCACCAAAGAGCGUCUAGCGAUAUGCUAUGCCUCCAAGACUGGCAUCGGCAGCUGGAACUGGGGCAGCCGCCGCCGGAAGUCGGCCGCCUGGAGCGUCCUGGCUGCGGAGGCGUGGGCGGAGCAGUCCAAGUUCAUCCCCGCGCAACGCUGCCUCACCGAAGCGCAGAAGACGUACCGCCCACGGGAGGCGGAGGACGAAGCAACCACGCAAUUCGCCACUGCAAUGGCCUACGUGGACGGGCUUCAGCGCGAGCUCGCAGAUAGGCUUGGCCAUGCCGAUGAGGCGGCAGAUGAAUCGGCUUUUGAGGCGUCGCAGAGUGAUAUAGACGAGGAGAGCGAGGCUCUUACCGAUAUGCGCGCGCGGAGGCCGAGCACGAUUGCCCUCGGGGGACUAGAAACGGCGCCGCUUCGCACGGAGCAGCCAGAUGUGUCGGCUCCUGAUGCUGUCAGUCAAGAAGGCUUUGAUUAG